CGCAAAAUAGUGAUUGGCCAUCCAUCCAGACCACUAGGUGGCAGAAAUACCAACUCCAGUCUUUCCAAAUGGAAUAGUCCAACGCGUCAUGAGUUUGCAACCAGCUGACAUCUGACAGAAUGAGUUCGAAGAAGAGCAGAAUGGGAAAGAUGCUGGACAGUGUUCAGAAGGAAAUUUUGAAUUCUGGAGCGAAGAAGCCCCGGAAGCCGAAAGGACUGGCGGUCUUGCCCAUAUCUCCCUUGGACGUGUCCUCCAUCGAGAAAGCCAGCUCCUUUGAAGAUGAAGAAGUUCUCAGUUUUGGUAACCCGCUGCACAGCACAGCUCUGGAGGAUGACUUCAGCCCUAACCAGGGUCAAAAGGUCGCGCCGGAGAAGAAGGGAGCAGAAGGGGGCGGGGCUAGCCGUGCCGAAACGCCGCGGAGGGUCCGCAGAUUGGACGAGGGGCAGACCCCGGGAAGGGCCCGUGCCCCGCCGCCAACGACGAACUCCGCCCCAAAGGGGGGCCAGCCACGCGCCCGGCGAAAGAGCCUGGGGGUGAAGUCGAGCAGCAGGGCUCUGCAGAGGGUUUCGGAGGGGCCCGAAUCGGGCGAGGCGACUGGCAGACGGAGACCGUCGUCCUCCUCGGGCGAGCUGAUUCCACCUGUCUCUGGAGAAGAGAGCGCAGAUGACUCGGACUCCGCCUCCUCAGGCUCUGCCGCACAGGAGCCGCCUCCCAAACGGACCAAGGGGGUCAGAGGUCAGGCAGCUCCUGCACUGCCUAAAAAGAAGCGAUCGAUUCAGCCCGGCGGCUCCGCCUCGUCCCUUGGGCAGGAGAUGGGUCGCUCGCGGAGCUCGGGCAGCGGGCCCAGAGAGAGCAGCACAGCGGGGGAGCAGCCAGCGAGCGCCAGAGCAGCCGCCGUACGCCGCAGGCGACGCUCCUCCCUGUCUUUUGAGGACCUGUCCGAGGAGGACCCCAGCUGGCACAAUCAGCCAGACAGGAAGUCAUCCGGGCCGCACGCGGGGGAGCGGAGGGAGCCGCCUGGGGGCAGGCCCAACCCGGGGCCCCAGAAGAGGAAGUCCUCCUCUGGAUCCUCAGGUGACGCUGGCCCGUCCAAUAAGAACAAACGGCGGGAAAGAGAUGUCAGGACUCCCAUUGAUCUCGACGUGGUAUUGGACGCUUUCCUGGAUUUCGUGUCGCACUACAAGGAGACCGUUGGCUCAGGCCCAGUCGAACAGGCUAUAGAUGCCGUCUCAGACAUGUUUGAGGAUCAGCUCACAGAACUGAUAACCAACACAAAGGAGUUGAACAGCUUGAGAAGGGAAAAUGUCAAGGUCAAUGGCACCAUUAACAAGAAACGCAGCAGACUACUCGAGAUCAAAAGUGAAUUGAUAACGAAGGAGACAGAGCUGAGGAACCUGCAGAAGGAGCAGGUGCGGCUGCAGGAGAGGCUGACCGACCUGCGGAAGGGAACCACCUUCCUGUCUGCCCUGAAGGACCUGCACAGGAAAUACCGGGCUCACUGUCAGAGAUACCCCGCCCAGGAGGAAGUGUAUGGCCCCUCCAGCGCGCCGGCUCUACUGCUGGAGGCCCGCGGGGUUCUGGGAGCCGAGCGCCAGCUGAAGAGCAUCAACGAGAGCCUGCAGAAGGCCCUGGACCUGGCCAAUCGGCAUUGAGCUCUCCAGUGGAUCCACCUCUCGGGCCAAUCGGCAUUGAGCUCUCUAGCAAAUCCCUUUCUGGGGCCAAUCGGCAUUGAGCUUUCCAGCAGAUCCACCUCUCCGGCCAGUCGGCAUUGAGCUCUCUAGCAGGUCCACCUCUGGUGCCAAUUGGCAUUGAGCUCAUCGCCAGAUCCAUCUCUGGGACCAAUCAGCAUUGAACUCUCCGGCAGAUCCACCCCUCUGGCCAAUCGCAGUUGUGCUGCCCAGCCUCUCCUGAUCGACCUCUCAGGACACUUGAUGUCAUUAAAUAGGAAGGAGAGAGAUUUUUAAUUCAAGUAAAAUUUGUAAAGCCGUGGAAGUAGUGGAGGUGUCAGUGUAAAUAAAAUGUAUGCAGAAUACUUAUUGAAAUUAAAAAGUAUAAGGUCAUGUAUGCAUACAUUAAGUUCUUAGCCCACAGAUCAUGUGUGCUUCAUAUGUUGUGUAGGUCCCCAGAAUCUUAACACGUGUCUUUCACUUCAGAGCUUUCCUAAAUUAGCAUGAAUGCUGGGUGUAAUCCCGAGGGUAUCAUAAAAACAUUACCGCAACGUGGUAUAAUAGGAUUGUGUUAUUUAGAAUUUGCCCUUUUAUUACGUUAUGAUAACUUUGGAACAGGAUGCACUAUGGGUAAAAAGAAACGUCCAUCAUUAACUAUUCUGUUGUGUUUAUGGGGACCCAUGUAGUUUAUGUACUAUUGUCUUAAGUACAUAUUUAUAAUUGCUCAUAAUUCAGGAAUGCACAAUAAUAAAAAAUACUAAAAAACA
Anguilla anguilla (European eel) is the source of this 2434-nucleotide messenger RNA. RefSeq names its product centromere protein U (gene cenpu). The transcript has 15 exons. Gene Ontology annotation, cellular component: nucleus. The record is from RefSeq and is a predicted model, not a curated record. Lineage: Eukaryota; Metazoa; Chordata; Actinopteri; Anguilliformes; Anguillidae. Bases 120 to 1652 code for a protein of 510 amino acids.